AUAUGACAGCUAUGUAACGUUCUGUUUAUGCCUGAGUCCUUUCAGAUAAUGUAUGCAUACCCAGUUUUACGAAGAACCUCUGAGGGUCGACUCCUUAUGGGGCCAACUGAGGAGGCCAAUAGAAGGGAGAUCGUGUUGGCAGGGAGGGCCAGGAGUAAGGAGGAGGUCCUGGCUGAGGCCACUGCCUUUGUGAGGCAGAAUGGAGGGAAUCCUGGAGACCAGUUCCUGGUUCUGGCUCACUGCAAGAUCCAGUUUGGGAAACACCAGGGUCAGAGGUUCCUGUGGCUGCUGGAGAACUCACUGGGGUAUGCCUGCUAUCUGGUCAGCAGCAUUUUGAGGGAGGAGGAGAGGGACAACCCGCUGUCGGCCAACAAACACCUGUUCCUCAGAUACACCUCGCAGAUCAGGGAGGUUGGCGAUGCUGUGGAGGUGUAUCAGAAAAAACAGGCCAUGCUGCUGGAGGCCCAGAGGACAGGAGACUCUGGAUGUCUGAUGGUGGAGUUUGGGGAUUUUAAGGGUAGGUCAAUGAAGGAGGUGUAUGAGGACCCAAGCAAGGAGGCUCAGGCUCUCAUCACCUACCUGAAGAAGGCAAAGGCCAGGCCUAACACUAACAUGGCCCUUUUCAAAGCAUACGUGCUGAAGAGGCAGGCUCCAGCCCACAUGCCCAGCACCACUGUGCCCGUUGCAUCUGUCCCCACUGCUGCUGUGCCCACUGCCACUGUGUCUGUUCCUCCUCCACCUACUGCCACUAAGAACAGGCCUCUGCCGGCAACCAAUGUGAAGGCCCUGUUGGCGCGGGGGAAGCAUUUAUCUGCUUCACUGCUGGCACAAAAGAUUUUGUCUCCAGCCAAACCCUCUGCAGGACCACGUGUACCUCCUGCGUCUGAGUCCGCAGCCCGGAGACAGCUCUUUACAUGUGACUCUGCUGCUAUGGAUUUUUUUGAGGAGGAAGAUGACCUGGAGAUGGCAACUGUAGCCUCGCAAGCUGAGGAACAACUUCCUCAAGAGGAAUGGCACUUCUCAGGUGUCAAUCUACAUUCACUCUUUGAGUGAACAUCCUCAAAGGAAAAAAGAGAAUUUAAAGGUCCACUGCAGGCUCGAGAGGCCCUGCUCCUGCUCCUGCUCCCGCUCCUGCCCCCUAUCCUGCUCCUCCAGCAUUGUGGACCCCUGG
Messenger RNA from Pimephales promelas (fathead minnow), 1171 nucleotides. The record is from RefSeq and is a predicted model, not a curated record. Lineage: Eukaryota; Metazoa; Chordata; Actinopteri; Cypriniformes; Leuciscidae.